GCAGCGCACGCUGAGGCUGAGGGGGUGGCGGCGGGAGCUCCGAGCACCCCUCGCUGCCUUGUCCUCCUCAUGGCCGGCUGGUGGCUGCCGCUGCCGGCCCUCCUUCUCCUCGCUCUCCUGUGUGCCCGGCCCUGCCCCUGCGGCAGGCCUCCGGCCUCCUCUCAGGCCGUGACGGCCCGGCUGGCGGCGAAGUGGCCGGCGACGCCGCUGCUGCUGGAGGCGAGUGAAUUUAUUGCAGAAGAUGGUAAUGAGAAGUUUUGGCAGUUCUUGGAAACAGUACGAGAAUUAACAGUUUAUAAGCAAGGAGAUUCAGAGCAUUCCUAUUACAAUUUAAUCUUGAAGAAAGCAGGACAAUUUUUAUCCAAUUUGCAAAUCAAUCUAUUGAAGUUUGCACUCUCCAUACGGGCAUAUUCUCCAACUGUUCAGAUGUUUCAGCAGAUUGCAGCUGAUGAACCUCCACCAGAAGGCUGCAGUGCAUUUGUGGUUAUCCAUGAGAAGCAGACCUGUAAGACUAAUGAAAUAAAAAAGCUGCUGAAGAAGGCUACUAAGAGACCCAGGCCCUAUCUUUUUAAGGGAGAUCAUAAAUUCCCAACUCUCAAAGAGGAUGGCCCAGUGGUUGUUCUUUAUGCAGAAAUGGGUACAAAAGACUUUGUUAAAUUCCACAAGAUUCUAUCUGAGAAGGCGCAAAAGGAGGAAAUUGUUUAUGUUCUCCGGCACUAUGUUCAGAAACCAAGUUCCAGAAAAUUGUAUUUAUCUGGAUAUGGUGUAGAACUUGCAAUAAAGAGCACAGAAUAUAAAGCAGUAGAUGACACACAGGUUAAAGGAGCAAAUGAUACAAAAGAAGUGGAAGACGAUGAGGAGGAGGAGGAAAGUGAUGUCCAAGGAUUUCUCUUUGGCAAAUUAAAACAGAUGCAUCCUGAUCUGAAAAAUAAUCUGAAAGAGUUUAAAAAACAUCUAAUUGAAACUACUAACAACAUGGAACCGCUGAAAGUUUGGGAACUGCAGGAUCUUAGUUUUCAAGCAGCUGCUCGAAUUAUGUCUGCCCCUGUUUAUGAUGCCUUAAAGGUAAUGAAAGACAUAGCUCAGAACUUCCCAAUAAGAGCCAGGUCACUGACCAGAGUGCCUGUAGACAAGAAAAUGCGAAAUGAAAUAGAAGAAAAUCAGAAGCACUUGUAUGAAACACUUGGAAUCCAACCUGGAGAAGCACGUUUAUUUCUAAACGGCCUUCAAAUUGACCUGGAUUUUCAUGAUCCUUUUAGUAUCUUAGAGACUCUUAAACUGGAAGGAAAAGCGAUGCAUGGCCUUCAUGAACUUGGAAUCAAAGAGGAGAUCCUCAGUAAAUUUAUGAGGUUGCAUAUACAUCCCACAGAUGACAAUUAUGCGCUAGAUAUUCGUCACUCUUCAAUAAGGUGGGUUAAUAAUAUAGAACAAGAUCACAGCUAUAGCACGUGGCCUGCAAGCUAUCAGGAACUGCUGAAGCCCACAUUUCCUGGAGUUAUACAGCAGAUUAGACGCAAUGUAUAUAAUUUGGUCCACGUCUUUCCUAUGCUGAGGACUCCAGAGCUGGACAUAGCAGUCCAGGUUCACAUGGGCCUACUUCUUGAGCCUGUCCUGGUCCCUCUGGAUGGCAUCCUGUCCCUCAGGUGUGUCAACUGGGCUUCUCAGUUUGGCAUCCUCGCCAACCUUAUGAUUGGAUUUGUUUUCAUUUUAAGUACUAAAGAAGAAAUUGAUGGAAAUGAAGAUGCUGGAAUAGCUGUUUGGAGAACUUUUAAUUACAUUGCAGAGGAAUCUGACACCUCUCAAGCCUUUACCUCAAUAAUUAAUAUGUACCAUGAAGUGCAAGAUGGAAAUGUUCUAACAGUAAAUCAUGUGAAAGAUCUUCUUAGAAGAGAAUACCCCCAUGCUGAUGCUCAGAGUAUACUAGGUGUUCAUUCUGAAUACGAUGAAGGGAGGAAGGCAGGAGCAACCUUUUAUAAAAAGACUGGCCUGGGUUCGUUGCCUCAAGCUCUGUUUAAUGGCGUGCCCUUUAACAGAGAAGAGAUGGAUGCUGCGGAGCUAGAGACAGUUGUUCUUCAGAGGAUUAUUGAUGCCACCGGGUUCUUCCAGAGGGCAGUGUUCAUGGGUUUGUUAAAUGAUCAUACAAAUGCAAUAGAUUUUCUUAUGGAUCAGCACAAUGUAGUUUCCCGUAUAAACCCUACUAUUCUUGGAGCAGACAGAAGAUACAUACAUUUCAGAUCCACAUCUGUUCCAUUUGAUGUGGAAGACUUCUCUACUUUCUCCUUUCUUGAUUCACAAGAUAAAAGUGCUGUAAUUUCAGACAACAUGAAGUAUUUAACAAAAAAGGAUGAAGAUGCAUUGUAUGCUGUUACGAUGUGGAUUAUUGCUGAUUUCGAUAAGCCAGCUGGGAGACGGCUGCUUUCUAAUGCCUUGAAACACCUGAAAACAAGCAGUCAUACACGAAUUGGGAUUUUGAACAAUCCUUCAUCAAAAAUAAAGGAAGAUAACACAGCCAUUGCAAGAGGAGUUUUGACUGCUUUUCUAACUCAAAACAACAGCAGCUUAAAAAGUUUCCUAAGUAAACUCACUAAGGAAGAGACAGCAAAAUCCCUUGCUGCUGGAACUAAAAUUGUGAAAUUCCUCACCCCAGGAAUGGAUGAUGAUGCUUUUGAGAAGAAGUACAACACUUUAGGACUGGAUAUAAUUAAAACCCACCAGAUGUUCUGCCAGGAGGUUCUUAAGCUGCUCCCUGGGCAAAUGGCUGUUGUGAGCAAUGGCAGGGUACUUGGUCCUUUAGAUGAAAAUGAAUUCUAUGCAGAAGACUUUAAUUUGUUGGAAAAAAUAACAUACAGUACCUCAGCGGAGAAGAUUAAAGCUAUUGUCAAAGAGAUGGGAAACAGCAGUAAAAGUGGCAGUGAUUUGAUUAUGAAAAUAGAUGCCCUGCUGUCGUCGUUGCCUAAAACAGAGAUGAGACAAGAUGCUGAAUUACUCAAAGACCAGCACAGCGUAGUAAAAGUCGAUCCCCAACAGAAUGAACCAUUCUAUGAUGUUAUUGCUAUUGUGGAUCCAUUGACAAGAGAAGCACAGAAGAUGGCUCAUUUAUUGAUUGUACUUAAAGACAUUAUCAAUGUGAAACUCAGGUUGUUUUUGAACUGCAGAUCUAAGCUGUCAGAAGCACCACUGAAGAGCUUCUAUCGUUUUGUUCUGGAACCAGAAUUAACUUACGGGAUCAACAAGCACCUUCCUUCUGAACCUAUGGCAAAAUUCCUAGAAUUGCCAGAAUCACCCCUUUUAACCCUAAACAUGAUCACUCCUGAAAGCUGGUUGGUUGAAGCAGUAAACAGUUCCUGUGAUCUCGAUAACAUUCAUUUACAGGAUAUAAAAGGGACAGUGAUAGCAGAAUAUGAACUAGAAUAUAUAUUGCUUGAAGGACAUUGCUUUGAUGUGACGACUGGACAACCUCCUCGAGGGUUACAGUUCACUCUGGGCACAAAGAAUAAUCCUGUCAUGGUUGAUACUAUUGUGAUGGCCAACCUGGGAUAUUUUCAGCUGAAAGCAAAUCCAGGUGCUUGGACAUUGAGGUUGCGUAAAGGAAGGUCCGAAGAGAUUUAUCAGGUUUUUUCCCAUGAAGGAACAGAUUCUGAAGCUGACCUCACAGAUGUUAUUGUGGUAUUAAACAACUUCAGAAGCAAAAUUAUCAAAGUCCAAGUACAGAAAAAGCCUGAUAAAGUGAAUGAAGAUCUCCUUACUGAUGGAACAACAGGAAAAAAAGGAAAUCAAGAAUCAGUCACAAGAUUUUCAGAAGACAUUCCAGCAGAGGAGAAGGAAAAGAAAAGUGAUAUUCUUAACAUUUUUUCAGUCGCUUCAGGUCAUUUGUAUGAACGUUUUUUAAGAAUUAUGAUGCUUUCUGUCCUACGUCAUACAAAAACACCGGUUAAAUUUUGGUUUCUGAAAAACUAUCUGUCUCCAACAUUUAAGGAUGUUAUUCCUCAUAUGGCUAAAAAGUAUGGUUUCAAGUAUGAGUUAGUACAGUAUAAAUGGCCCCGCUGGCUUUAUCAACAGGCAGAGAAACAAAGGAUUAUCUGGGGCUACAAAAUUCUUUUUUUGGACGUUCUUUUCCCUUUGGCUGUGGAUAAAAUAAUAUUUGUCGAUGCUGACCAGAUUGUGAGAAGUGACCUAAAAGAACUCAGAGAUCUGGAUCUGAAUGGAGCUCCCUACGGAUACACACCUUUCUGCGACAGCCGUAAAGAAAUGGACGGGUACCGGUUCUGGAAGUCGGGAUACUGGGCAUCACAUCUUGGGAAAAGGAAAUACCAUAUUAGUGCCUUAUAUGUUGUGGAUCUUAAGAAGUUCAGGAAGAUUGCAGCAGGAGACAGGCUUCGGGGCCAGUACCAGGCUCUUAGUCAAGAUCCAAACAGCCUGUCAAAUCUAGAUCAGGAUCUUCCCAAUAAUAUGAUUCAUCAAGUAGCCAUUAAGUCUCUCCCUCAGGAGUGGCUUUGGUGUGAAACCUGGUGUGAUGAUGAGUCCAAGAAAAAGGCUAAAACAAUAGACUUGUGCAACAACCCCCAAACCAAAGAACCCAAACUAAAGGCUGCGGCGCGGAUAGUUCCCGAAUGGGUUGACUAUGACUCUGAGAUACGAACGUUAAUACAGCAAAUUGAAAAAAAGAAGAAAAAUCUAACAUCGUUCUUUCAGAAAGGUCUUAGGCACGAUGAACUUUAGCAGAGCCUGCAGACAGCAAUGGUGACAGCUCAGUGGUCUUCUGGGAAAGAUCCAAUGGAAGCUACGAGUGUUGUUAUUUUGGCACUAUUUGUAACAUUCUUUAAUGUCAGGUCAAAUAUUUUAUAACUUAUAGUGUUAUUUAAAACGUUUUAAAUUAAAUACAAAAGCAGAAGAGAAAUCCACAGGUACUUGAUUAUCAUUAUUAUUAUUUUUUUAACCAGCACAGAGGAGCUUUCCUGGUUUCUUUGGUUUUUUUUCCUUCGCUAAAAGACAGUUUACUCAGAGGAUUCUAGAAUAUAAAGAAUGAUGUGUUCAACUCUUCAAAGAUCUAUUGUGUUAGUCUGAGGGAGGGGACACACAUUAAAUAUGUACAUGAAAACUGUUUUGUGCAUAUCAUUACAUGCAUUAAGCUAAAUAUUUAAAUAUAAAGAAUUUUGGUUAUACAUCAAUAGUUUUGUCUCUGGAGAAAUGCAGUGGUCACAAGAAAAAAUGUCAGUGUAGCAAAGAUUAGACAUAAAAAACCCAGCUUGUGUAAAUCAGACCACACAAAUUUGAGUCAACUUGGAAACUUACUAAAGCAAGGAAUGUCACUUUUCAUUUUUGAUGCCGGAUUGCUGUAUUCUUACCAAUUUUUGAAAAAAUAAUUUUUGAUUUUUAGGCUCCUUUUGGUCACUUUAUAGUAUGUCAUAUACUUCCAUUAUGGUUUUUUGGUUAAGAUGAUUUUCCAACCAGCAUAAAUUGCAUCAGAAGGUCAGUACCUGGAAGCUACUUCUACUCAGUUUUCAUUAUCAUCGUCCUGUUUAGAAUGGAAAAUAAAAUAAUAAAAUACGUGAGUAAUUUUGACUAUCA
Messenger RNA from Calidris pugnax (ruff), 5568 nucleotides. It is a transcript of the gene UGGT2, whose product is annotated as UDP-glucose glycoprotein glucosyltransferase 2. The transcript has 40 exons. Bases 70 to 4719 code for a protein of 1549 amino acids. Lineage: Eukaryota; Metazoa; Chordata; Aves; Charadriiformes; Scolopacidae. Gene Ontology annotation, cellular component: endoplasmic reticulum. Gene Ontology annotation, molecular function: UDP-glucose:glycoprotein glucosyltransferase activity. The record is from RefSeq and is a predicted model, not a curated record.